Phragmites australis (common reed) is the source of this 1705-nucleotide messenger RNA. RefSeq lists its product as uncharacterized. Gene Ontology annotation, cellular component: nucleus. The record is from RefSeq and is a predicted model, not a curated record. The coding region runs from base 85 to 1533 and encodes 482 amino acids. The transcript has a single exon. Gene Ontology annotation, molecular function: chromatin binding. Lineage: Eukaryota; Viridiplantae; Streptophyta; Magnoliopsida; Poales; Poaceae. Gene Ontology annotation, biological process: regulation of gene expression.
ACCUCGCCUCCACUAAUCCCCAAUCUCGCGUCGCCCCCCACCCUAAUCGCCGCCACCAACCCGAUCUGGCGAUCCGCCGCUGCCAUGGCCCGCUCGGAGCACCGCCUCGCGUCCGCCGUGGUGCGCCUCCCCGGCUGCUCCAGGGUCUCUGCGUCGCCCUCCCCGCGCCGCGACCGCCGCCGCGACCGCUCCCCAAGCCCCUACCGCUACCGCAGCCGCGAUCGCUCCGCAAGCCCCUACCGCGACCGCCGCCGCCAGUGGUCACCCUACCACCACGACCGAGGUCGGGACCGGGUACGGGACCGAGACUUCGACCCACCCGUCCGCGGUGGCGGGGGUGGGGGCGGGGCCUGGUCCGGCUCCGACGACGACGACGAGGACCUCAAGGGCCUCAGCUACUCCGAGUACCGCCGCCUCAAGCGCCAGAAAAUCCGCAAGGGAAUGAAGCGGUGCAUCUGGAACAUCACGCCCAGCCCACCUCGGGUCGAGGGCGACGAGGAGUACUACGGUUACAGCGACGAAGAGGAGGAGGAGAAGGAAUCCACGAAGAAGAAGGGCUCACCGGAGGGGAGCGAGGAGGAGGAGAGCAAGGAUGCGUCGGAGUCUGAGUCUGGUGAGUCAGUUAGCCAUUCCGAUGAUUCUAGGAGGAAAAAGAAAGGGAGGAAGAGCAGUAGUCGCCGUAGCAGCAAGCGAAGCCGGCGCCACCAUCGCCGUCGCUCCUGCGAUUCCGAGACAGAGAGCGAUAGUGAGAGCAACGAAGAUUCAGAGGGCUCAUAUGAUUCUGAGGACUCUAGGGAUAUGAAGAGCAAGAAGAGGUCGCGGAGGCACAAGAAAUCUAAGAGGAGGGAUAGGAGCUCAAGGCGGAAGAAGAGGAACAGCCAGGAUAGAGCCUCAGAACAAAGCUCUGAGGAGGAAGAUAAUUCUGGCUCUAGCCCGAGGGACAGUAAGAAAAAGAAUAAGAGCACAAAGAGGAAGAGGGGCAAGCGCUCUGACUCUGAAGAAUCAAUCCCUUCUGAUGCCAAUGCUGAUGCAAAGGAAGUUGAUGAAUCAAUGGUGCCAGAGAUUGACCCUGAAGCAAUCAAGUUCAAGGAAAUGCUUGAGGCCCAGAAGAAGGCUACCUUGGAGAAUGAGACGCCCGUUGGACCAAUGCCACUUCCGCGCACAGAAGGGCAUAUUAGCUAUGGUGGUGCACUGAGGCCUGGAGAAGGUGAUGCUAUUGCACAGUAUGUUCAGCAAGGGAAGCGUAUCCCACGACGUGGUGAGGUCGGUCUAUCUGCAGAUGAGAUUCAGAAGUUUGAGGAUUUGGGGUAUGUGAUGAGUGGAAGUAGACACCAGAGGAUGAAUGCUAUCCGUAUCAGGAAGGAAAAUCAGGUUUACAGCGCUGAGGAUAAGAGGGCGUUGGCCAUGUUUAACUAUGAGGAGAAAUCGAUUAGAGAGCACAAGGUUAUGGCUGACUUGCAGCGCUUGGUUCAGAGAACCAUUGGCCAUGAUGUGGGACCUUCACAUGAUCCUUUUGCCACCACGGAUGGCUGAGUAAUGAUAUCUGGCUCUUAUAUAAUGAAAUGGUCGCCUGUAUUCUUUUACCUGUUUGUGAUUCAUACAAUGUAAUUAGUGAUGUUGAGCCUUCCUACGUGCUGCACAUCUCUUAUGCAGAUAUUGCACGUGAACAGUAGUAAAAAACUAAAAAAGACCUUAUUGUUACCUU